Messenger RNA from Zeugodacus cucurbitae (melon fly), 1366 nucleotides. Its product is annotated as trypsin-1. The record is from RefSeq and is a predicted model, not a curated record. Gene Ontology annotation, biological process: proteolysis. The transcript is spliced from 8 exons. Gene Ontology annotation, molecular function: serine-type endopeptidase activity. The coding region runs from base 72 to 1154 and encodes 360 amino acids. NCBI's taxonomy places the organism in Eukaryota, Metazoa, Arthropoda, Insecta, Diptera, Tephritidae.
CCAGAAACUUGCAUUCAAGCGUUAACUUGCACUAGAACCGGUCAAGCUGACGAUAUAGCAAAGAGCAUUAAAUGAUGUGGUCUGAAAGAAUUGAUAAAGUUGAACUUCUCUACUUCACCGUAUUGGUAGUAUUUGGUAUAAAUGUUUUCUACAUACAAACAAGUGAGGCCUGCUAUCCGUAUCAGUAUUGUCUAACGCCGCGCAACUACAGCGGAAUUUUUGUUGAAGAUAAUGUUUAUGAAAGCAUGUCAGAAGAGAAAAAGUCGCUCUGUGAUGGUUUUUGUCAUCAUAACUGUACAUUGCGAUUACGUUGUUGUGCCUUUAAUGCCACAAUCAAUUCGAAAAGAAUAUCGGAACAAGUAUGCGAAUUCAACCAUUUAAUACGACAUUUCAUCAUAUUUGGUGAACUGGCUAAAGACAAUGAAUUCCCAUUUAUGGCCGCCUUGGGUUGGCGCGUUAAGAACGAGACUAGUGGAAACACGACUAUAGUUUAUAAAUGUGGCGGCACUAUAUACGAUCGUGGUUAUGUGAUCACUGCGGCACAUUGUCUAUAUCACUCGAGUGAACUACCGGUGGUAGUACGUCCCGGUGGCUUCGCUUUGAAUGAUACGUCAGCAUGGGAUUUGGAAAUCGAAGAAGUCAUUGAGCAUCCCAACUAUGAAUAUCCAAAUGUGUACAAUGACAUUGCAAUUAUACGUCUGAGAAAAGUGUUUCAUGGAAAUCCAUUUCAUGAUGAACCGGCAUGCCUUUGGAGUGAUCGGAGCUCAAAACAUAAUGUUACCGCCAUUGGUUAUGGCGACACUCAAUUUGCUGGUGUAUCCUCUCCUUUAUUGCUGAAAACUAAAUUAACAACAGUUGAGAACAGCGAGUGUAAAUUACACUACGAACCAGAUAGUGAUGUUUUAAGUGAUGGCAUUAUUCGGACGCAAAUCUGCGCGAAAGAUCAUGAGAAAUUGCGUGACACAUGUCAGGGUGACUCUGGUGGUCCGUUAAUAAAGUUGAAAAACGUGGAAGAUCUUAAAACCAUGUCUUAUAUUGUUGGCAUCACAUCCUUUGGCAUCGGUUGUGGCACUGGUACGCCAGGUAUUUAUACACGUAUCGCGGCAUACAUUGAUUGGAUUGAAGAUGUCACCUAUCGAACUGUGCCGAAAUGAAAAAGCGAAUAUUUUAAGAAAGAAUAGAUGUAUUACAUAAUAUUAGUUAGAAGUCAUGUGAAGUAGUCGUAAGAGGCGAGCUGAUCGAACCUUGCACUUAAAUAUCAAUUCAAUUCGAAUUCAAUUUAUGGAGAUCUUCGUGUUAUAGAAGUUCUUGAAAUCUAUACUAAUAUUAUGAAUAAACUCAAAAACUACUGUGCCGAUUUCAAAAA